Molecule: messenger RNA, 675 nt
Organism: Saccoglossus kowalevskii
Lineage: Eukaryota; Metazoa; Hemichordata; Enteropneusta; Harrimaniidae
Molecular function (GO): N-acetyltransferase activity
Source: RefSeq, a predicted model, not a curated record
AUGACUUCCCAUCGAAUCGAGGAUAUAGAGUACCGUUCCUUGGCGGAAAUACAUCUAGACGAUGCUACUAAGUUGCUGACUUCUGCUAUGCUCCAACGAGAACCUCUCAUUUCAUCGUUAGACAAUACUAGCUACAAUGUAGAGUAUAGUGCUAACUACCAGCUAUGUCAGAGAGCCAUACGUGAUGGGCUGUCAUUUGUGGCUAUCGAUACAAGUACAAAUAAGUUGGUAGGAGUAGCUGCGAGUGUAAUAUGCACUGAAGGGGAGGAAGGAGAAUAUAUAUACUAUGCCAAAGACCUAAAGGGAAGAGAAGUAUACACGCCUAUGUUAGCAAUAUUAGGGGUACUUCAUGGUCACGGUGAUCCUAUUGCUGGAAUAACAACAACUCCAUCAAGUCUGGUUGCAGAAAUCGCAAAAGUAACCACUCAUGUAGAUUAUGGCAGAAUGGGGAUAUUAACAGAGAUAACCAGACGUAAACUUGAGGUUUGCAAAGAGAAAGGCUUGUCAAUAGUCAUGGCUGACGCAACUAGUCCGUAUAGCCAACGUGCAUUCGAAAAGUGUGGUUUUCAUUCAGUAUAUGAAAUACAGUUUGAUAAUUUCGAGUUUGAAGGUAAAAAACUGUUUUCAAAUCAUCCAGUAGCCAAAUGUGUUCAAUUAAUGGUAAAACAAUUAUAA